CAAAGAGGAAGGGUUUUGUGGAACGGAGGGAGUAUUAACUUAAAACAGAAGUUUUUUGUUUUUUAAAAAUCACCAACCAUAGAAAAGAAAUUAAAGAAGAAUAGAAGAAAAAUGGGGAAUUGACAUGGGAUAAGACAAAGAAGUAGUCUGUAUACGUCCUCUAAAUAUGUACUCUACUACUGCUCUUUGUGACCAAUAUGCAAUAGCCUACCUACCAUUCUCUGCCGACUGCUCCCUUUAAUCAUCGAACCAUAUCCCCGCUCGUGGGCAUGGCAAGAAAUGUCAAGGAGUUCGAGUUUGAUUCAAUUUCUAGCAACUGCAUUCGGAGACAAUCAUGUAAAACAUUGGAUCUCUGCAAGUACCAGGUGCAAGUGUGUAAGUUUCAUUCUUUGCUACCAAUCUGUGAUCAAAGUCUAAUUUAAUAUCUCUCAGUGACCAUUUGAUCGGAUCUAAUAUAAAAUUAUAAAUGACGUAACUUUAAAUAUACCUACACUAAGGGGCUGUUUGGCAACUUCUGAAUAGGUAAGUGCUGAACCAGUAAGAGGUCUGAACCAUUAAGUGCUGAACCAGUAAGAGGUCUGAACCAUUAAGAGCUAGUAUAUUGUUUAACUAUUCAGAUGCAAAUGUCUGAUCAAUUCAGAUAAGAGGUCUUAACCAUUCAGACUAUGUAUAAUACUUAACCAUUCAGAGGCAAAUCUCUUAACCAUUCAGACAUCUGAACCAUUAAGAGGCUGAAACAAACAGUCUGAAUCAUUAAGUGCUGAACCAUUCAGACAUCUGAAUCAUUAAGAGGCUGAAACAAACAGCCCCUAAGAUGAGAUGAGAUCAGAUCGACCAUCUAAAGAUCUAAUCAUAUUUGGCCAAAUAGAUUAGAUGGGCCAAUAGAAAAGAGCCUAAAUUAAAUCGAGGAGUCAAAGACUCCCCUAUAAAGCCCAAAGCUUGGUUCGGACAUACACCACACAUGAGUCAUGACCUACCUAUAUAUCUAUCUAUCUAAGCUUCGUUACAACAAUAAUUAAGUGGUCUGUAUGUAACUAGCUAGUUGGUGAUCGAUCUGAGCUGAGCUGAGGUGGCCACACCGUCGUCGUAUCGAUCAUGAAAAUGGGGAAAGAAGAAAUAAUGGAAGAGAGAAGAAGAAAAACCCACAAAAGGGUGAAUAAUAAGGGUGGAAUGAUCACCAUGCCUUUCAUCUUUGCAAAUGAGAUAUGUGAGAAGUUGGCGGUGGUGGGAUUUGCGGCAAACAUGAUCAUCUACUUGACCACCCAGUUGCACCUCCCCCUGACAAAAGCCGCCAAUACCCUCACCAACUUCGGCGGCACCGCCAGCUUAACCCCCUUGCUCGGUGCCUUCCUCGCCGACUCCUUCGCCGGCAGGUUUUGGACCAUCACCCUUGCUUCCAUCAUCUACCAAAUCGUACGUUCCUUGCCCGAGUAUUAAUUACUACUUCCUCAGUCCCGUGAAACAUGGGAUAUUUGCAUUUUAGGAGGGAUUUAAGGAAGUAUAUUUUGGUAUUGAAUUUCCAAAAAUGUCCUUGAUGUGAUGGGUAAAAGUAUGAUUUGAUGGAUAGAUUAUUAGUAAAAAGGUAUGAUGUGAUAGGUAGGGUAUGAAAAAGUAAGGGGUAAAAGUGACUUUUUAAUAGAAAUGAGAAGUGUUUGGUGGGACGGAUAAAAAAAGAAAGAGAAAAUGUUUCACGGGACGAAGGUAGUACUUCAUUAACUGUUUCUUCCGAUUCAAUUUUUUAAUGUGAUCUAGCUAGUUCAUUUAAAUGUCUCAUGACUCACUCCAAUAAUGUGUUUUAUUAUUGUGUCUAUGGUGGGUGUUAAUUAGGGAAUGACGCUUUUAACCAUAUCCGCUAUACUUCCUCAACUCAGGCCGCCGCCAUGCAAGAAGGCCGCGGACCAGAUUUGCCAGGAAGCGAACUCGGGUCAGGUGGCAAUCCUCUACGUGUCGCUUCUCCUCACCGCCUUCGGGUCGGGCGGGAUCAGGCCGUGCGUGGUGGCGUUCGGGGCGGACCAGUUCGACGAGGCCGAGUCGGAAGAGAAGAAGCGGACGUGGAGAUUCUUCAACUGGUACUACUUCUGCAUGGGGGGAUCGAUGCUGGUGGCGGUGACGGUGGUGGUGUACAUACAGGACAACGUCGGCUGGGGGUGGGGGUUCGGGGUCCCCACCGUAGCCAUGGCCAUCUCCAUCGUCGCCUUCGUUUUCGGGUACCCUUUGUACCGGAAUCUGGAUCCCGCCGGCAGCCCAUUCACGCGGCUGGCGCAGGUGUGCGCCGCCGCCUACAAGAAGAGGAAGGUGCCCAUGGUGUCCGAUCCGGACAUGCUUUAUCAGAACCAUGAGAUUGACGCCGCUAUUUCGGUCGCCGGGAAGCUAUGUCACACUAAUCAUAUGCAGUAAGUCCUUAAAUUAAGCUUUAAUAAUUGCUCCGUAAUAAUUAAUUAUGCAUAAAAUUUGUUAACGUUUCCUUUGCUUGAAAAUAAAUUUAAAAAAAUAAAUUACAUAAGAAAAUAAAAAAAAUUAAAAUGUAGGAGAAAUGAUAAAAAUAGUUAUAAAAAAUUAAAAUAAUAAAAAAAUGAAAGAAUAAAAUCAAAAAUACUGAUAAUAAUUUUUUUAAAAUAGAUAAAAAAUAGUUUUAAAAAUGAAAACUAUUACUCCCUCCGUUUCUUAAAACCCUUCCUCUUUCAUUUUUUUUGUUUUUCUUAAAACACUCCCCUUUUCUAUUAAAAAACCACUUUUAACAUUACUUUUUCAUACCCUACAUAUCACAUCAUAUUUUUCACUAACAACUAAACUAUCACAUCUUACUUUUACCCAUCACAUCAAGGGCAAAAUUGGAAAGUCAACUACAAUUUAACACUUCCUUAUUUUCUCUCAAAGUCAAAAGAGGAACUCUUUUGAGAAACGGAGGGAGUAAUAGAAAAUUAAAAAUAAACAUUUCCUUCCCCU
Molecule: messenger RNA, 2946 nt
Organism: Cuscuta campestris
Lineage: Eukaryota; Viridiplantae; Streptophyta; Magnoliopsida; Solanales; Convolvulaceae
Source: the annotation of a GenBank genome assembly